This is a messenger RNA of Poeciliopsis prolifica (blackstripe livebearer), 2530 nucleotides long. Its product is annotated as ceramide synthase 2-like. Gene Ontology annotation, molecular function: DNA binding; sphingosine N-acyltransferase activity. Gene Ontology annotation, cellular component: membrane. NCBI's taxonomy places the organism in Eukaryota, Metazoa, Chordata, Actinopteri, Cyprinodontiformes, Poeciliidae. Gene Ontology annotation, biological process: ceramide biosynthetic process. Bases 159 to 1313 code for a protein of 384 amino acids. The transcript has 11 exons. The record is from RefSeq and is a predicted model, not a curated record.
UAGGUUCAGAGCCGGAUAACCGGAACCCGGACUGCGGAGGAGGAGAGGAAACAAGCUGCACUUCUAUCCCGAAAAGACCAAAUUUCACUGCACUCAAAUAAACAAGACGCCAAAGCUGAUAAAGCCAUAAGGGUGGAGCAGAGUCCUGGUGCUUCAGGAUGCUGGUGGAGCUGAGCGAGUGGUUCUGGCAGGAGCGGCUGUGGUUUCCGGAGGGUCUGGGCUGGGCUGAUCUGGAGGAUCGAGAUGGACGUAUUUACGCGAAGGGCCAUGAUUUAUGGGUGGCACUUCCCAUUGCGUUGGUAUUCCUCAUUAUCCGGCAAAUCUUUGAAAGGACAGUGGCGACACCUCUGGCCUUUCUACUCGGUGUGAAAGAGACAGUUCGGCUCAAAGCGCCUCACAUUCCCUCCCUCGAGUCCUACUACUGUAGAGUGACCAAAAACCCAACACAGUCUUCAGUAGCGAGCCUUUGCAAACAGACGGGCUAUUCAGAAAGACAAGUGCAGCGAUGGUUCAGACGGCGGAGGAACCAGGACCGACCGAGUUUGCUCAAGAAGUUCCGAGAAGCCAGUUGGAGAUUUACCUUUUACCUUCUUGCUUUCAUUGCUGGCCUGGCCUCCCUCAUCGAUAAACCUUGGUUGUACGACACGAAGGAGAUGUGGCAAGGCUUUCCUGUGCUGACUCUGCUGCCAUCUCAGUAUUGGUACUACAUGAUCGAGUUGGGGUUCUACGGCUCUCUGCUGUUCAGCGUGGCUUCUGACGUCAAACGUAAAGACUUUAAAGAGCAGAUAGUUCAUCAUGUAGCGACCAUCCUCCUCAUCAGCUUCUCCUGGUGUGUGAACUACAUCCGUGCUGGAACUCUAAUCAUGCUGGUUCACGACUCCUCCGAUUACUUCCUCGAGUCUGCUAAGAUGUUCAACUAUGCUGGGUGGAGAAAUGCCUGUAACUACAUCUUCAUCGUUUUUGCUGCAGUCUUUAUCGUCACGCGCCUCAUUUUUUUCCCCUUCUGGAUCAUUUACUGGACCUGGGUUUACCCAGUGACCGUCUACCCGCCUUUCUUCGGCUACUACUUUUUCAACGGGCUGCUUAUGAUUCUGCAGUGUCUCCAUAUAUUCUGGGCCGUUCUCAUCAUCCGCAUAGCAAUCCGCUUCCUCACCAACAACGAAAAAGUGGACGAUGACCGAAGCGACAAAGAUGAAACGGACGAAUCAGAGGAAGAGGAGGAAGAGGCAGGGAAUAAAAAGCAUGCACAGAAAAACGGGCCCAGGCAGAAUGGCCACACAAUCCACAACAACAACCACAGCAAGACAGAGUGAAACGUGUGAGAGCGGGAAAGAAAGGACUCGUAUGAAAAAAGGAUGACAAACAAGACGAGGUGGCAUUCCCUAAAACUAGGAGAUUCAACACUGUUACUUUAACACAGACAUCCACAUUCGCAGUCAAACUUUUAGUGAACACAAGUAUCAAGAUUGACACUACACUAAGUGGCACUGCUUUUGCUUUGUCACCAAAGGAAAAAGGAAAUCACGUAUCAUCAUCUUUGUUAGAUGUUUGUCCAACAAGCCUGUCAGUGAGACAGGAGAGAACAUGAAGAGGUUCCACGUGUGGAGGAGAAACAGGAAGGUGCUGCUGCUGCUUCCACUUUAGCUUUCAUGUUUUAAUGGUGUGCCUUAGAGCCAGCUGGUAGCUGCCAAAAAGCCAUUUUAUGGCUUUCUGCUUUAAAACUGCUGCUUUAUUACAUAUGUCUUUUUGUGUGUGUGUGUGUGCUUUGUUUUGCGAUCACAAAGAGAUCAAAACGAAGUGAGAACUACUAUUAGGAAAGUGAGCUACUGGGGCAUUUCUUUGUCUAUGCAACAACAUUUCUGUUAGGUAUUAUGAUGUCUUUGCACAAAGAUAUGAAGGAAUAUUUUACAGUCAGUGCAGCCUUGUAAUAUUUAUGAAGUUCUUCGGUUUCUGUUCCGUCAAAGCUCAGUUUGUACAGUUAAGUGACUUAAGAAAACUUAAAACAAUAGACCGAAAUGAGUGCUUAGUUCAGCUCAUGAUUGAGCAAUCACAGCUGAUGUUUGAGGUCACAUUCAUCAACCUGCAGGAAAUGAAAAGUGUUUAUCUAAAUCAAUGAUUAUGAUUCUGUUUGAAAAGGUUUACAAUUAUGUUUUUCAAUGUUUUUAGAAAGAAAUUUGUUUUUGUUUUUUUAGAAGAGUUCUAGAAAUAAGUGUCUCGUUUGUGUCGUCACGCAUUCAUAUAUUUGUACGUCAAGUGCCUUAUUUGUAAUGAACGAGGAAUUCUCCUGUCUUCAUGUUCUCUCCUUCGUAUCUAAGCCCCAAACACAUCCUCCCACUGCUGCAUCCACCACUUCCCUUCAUCAAACACAACUCUCAGUCCACUAUUACUAACCACGACCAACCAGCAAACAUGAUGCGGAAAACAUAUCUGUGGCCUGAUUACAGUGUUAUAUUUUUUAUUUUGUACUUUUCUUUUGUUUAAUGACGCCUAAAUAUUGUUAAUAAUGAUUAAAAAAAAAUCACAAAGAAAA